AGGAGAGAAGGAGAAGCUGACACACAGACUGACACAACAGCGAGAGACACGCGGAGCAAAGCGAGCGAAGGGACAGACGUGCACGAGGGACAAGACAGCCGGGGCAAGACUGGAGAGCCCAGACCUGGGAUGGCAGAUUCGUGCAGGAACCUCACCUACGUGCGGGGCUCGGUGGGGCCGGCCACCAGCACCCUGAUGUUCGUGGCCGGCGUGGUGGGCAAUGGGCUGGCCCUGGGCAUCCUGAGCGCGAGGCGACCGGCGCGACCCUCGGCCUUCGCGGUGCUGGUCACCGGGCUGGCGGCCACUGACCUGCUAGGCACCAGCUUCCUGAGCCCGGCCGUGUUCGUGGCCUACGCGCGCAACAGCUCCCUGCUGGGCCUGGCCGGGGGUGGCCCCGCGCUGUGCGACGCCUUCGCCUUCGCCAUGACCUUCUUCGGCCUGGCGUCCAUGCUCAUCCUCUUCGCCAUGGCGGUGGAGCGCUGCCUGGCGCUGAGCCACCCUUACCUCUACACGCAGCUGGACGGGCCCCGCUGCGCCCGCCUGACGCUGCCCGCCAUCUACGCCUUCUGCGUCCUCUUCUGCGCGCUGCCCCUGCUGGGCCUGGGCCAGCACCAGCAGUACUGCCCCGGCAGCUGGUGCUUCCUGCGCAUGCGCUGGGCGCAGCCGGGCGGCGCCGCGUUCUCGCUCGCCUACGCCGGCCUCGUGGCGCUGCUGGUGGCGGCCAUCUUCCUCUGCAACGGCUCAGCCACCCUCAGCCUCUGCCGCAUGUACCGCCAGCAGAGGCGCCACCAGGGCUCGCUGGGUCAGCGGCCCCACACCGGAGAGGACGAGGUGGACCACCUGAUCCUGCUGGCCCUCAUGACGGUGGUCAUGGCCGUGUGCUCCCUGCCUCUCACCAUCCGGUGCUUCACCCAGGCCGUCACCCCUGACAGCAGCAGCGAGAUGGGGGACCUCCUCGCCUUCCGUUUCUACGCCUUCAAUCCCAUCCUGGACCCCUGGGUUUUCAUCCUUUUCCGCAAGGCGGUCUUCCAGCGACUCAAGCUCUGGAUCUGCUGUCUGUGCCUUGGGCCUGCCCAUGGUGACUCGCAGACACCCCUUUCCCAGCUCGCCCCAGGGAGGAGGGACCCAAGGGCGCCCCCUGCUCCUGGGGAAAAGGAGGGGAGCUGGGUGCCUUUGUCGGCCUGGGGCGAGGGGCAGGUGGCACCCUUGCCUCUGGCACAGCAGUCCGGCGGCAGUACUGUGGGAACAUUGUCCAAAGCAGAGGCCAGUGUCGCCUGCUCCCUCUGCUGACAUCUUGAGCCGACCCUGUGAUCUCUGGCCUGUCUUUGAGGGACAGGAGCCAGAAAAUCAGGGACAUGGCUGAUGGCUGUGGGUGCUGGAACCUUGGCCCCCAAACUCUGGGGCUGAUCAGCUGCUGUUUCUCUUGCUGCAGGGCGGUCCCUGCUGGCUCUGGGAGGAGAGUGAGGGACAGAGGAAACGUUUAUCCUGGAGCACAGAAAGAAUGGUUCUCUCAAAAUAGCCAGUGGCCUGGCCGAACUGCUCCAGGCCCUGGAUUUCCCAUCCAUCUCACUGUCUAAAUAUUUAGAAGGUGGAGAAGUUCCCAGCGGCUUCUGUACACUCAGGUCUGCUCUGCUCUGAGUACUGGCUCCCAUCUACACCCACUUAGGGGGCCCAGCUGCCCACCCCAAGUCCCCAGGGGAUGGCUCUCCCCUCUCCCAAGCCACUCCAAGAGCCAGCCCCUCUCUGCUCCACAAAAGCCAGGGUUCUCGGAAAAACUCCCUGCCUUCCCUUGCUGCUGGUCUCCCAUCAGACUUGGGAGACCUGGCACCCCAAAGGGGCAGUGAGGGGAAGGGGAGGCUGCGGCAUUGUUAGUGACAACACAGGUCAUGUGCUUUGUACCAGAAGGGCCUGAGACAUUCCGUCUAGCUUGAUGGGCUGUGAGACGGGAACUGUGGGGGUGCAGGUGUCGGGAGACAGACGGAGAAGCUGGCAGACGAAGGCUGGGGGCUGCGGAUUCCAGGGAGUGCCCCCAGAAGGCAGACCUAAGUCCUGCACCUGUCCCCAGGGUCCUGAAUUAAUAAACACCUCCUUACAGAGCUUGA
Molecule: messenger RNA, 2102 nt
Organism: Cebus imitator (Panamanian white-faced capuchin)
Lineage: Eukaryota; Metazoa; Chordata; Mammalia; Primates; Cebidae
Gene: PTGIR
Product: prostaglandin I2 receptor
Exons: 3
Coding region: 130-1290 (386 amino acids)
Biological process (GO): inflammatory response; adenylate cyclase-activating G protein-coupled receptor signaling pathway; negative regulation of smooth muscle cell proliferation
Cellular component (GO): plasma membrane
Molecular function (GO): prostacyclin receptor activity
Source: RefSeq, a predicted model, not a curated record